AUGGCUCAAAUUCAUUAUGGCAAUGGCAGGUUAUACGUUGCUGCGGGAAGGAAUAUUUUUGAAUUUACUUUUAUAAUCGACAACAACUCUCCAAAGUUGAAACUCUACCGAAACAUCGUAGUGUCAUUCAAGAAUCCAUCAGCUUCAACUCAAAAGAAGGAGGAUCAGAUUCUAGCUAGUACACUGAGUACGGAUGGUACGUUGUUCGCAGUUGCCACCACAUCAAAAGAAUGUUUCUUAUACAAUGUUCUCAAUGACUGGAAAGAAGUACGUCCAGCGCUACAACUGCCAAAAGCAGCGACAGCUGUACUUUUCGAACUUUCCGAAAAAUUUGUAAUUGUAUCCGAUCGGGCGGGUAAUGUUCGCCGGUACAGCUUGGACGAAAAAAAUUCAGAGGGAAGCAAAAGCAGAGAACACAGUGAUGAUGAGGGAAGUUGUGAAGGCGAACUUUUGUUGGGCCAUGUAUCGAUAGUCCUAGAUAUUGAUAUAUCUAGUGACCGAAGAUUUUUGAUAAGUGCCGACCGCGACGAGAAAAUUCGUAUUUCACGUUAUCCUGAAUGUUACGUCAUACAUCGAUUUUGUUUGGGUCAUUGUUCAUACGUAAAUUCAAUUCAAUCAGAAGGCACUUUGCUUUUCUCUUCAGGUGGUGACGGUACUCUAAGGGUUUGGGACAUGGAAGAUGGAAAACAAAUUGCCCAAUGCGAUUGUUUCGAAAAAAAGGCGAUUCGUCGCUGUAGAAUGAUUCCGAAUUCUUCUUCAAAGGACAUAAAGUUGGUAGUGAUUUUCGAGUAUUGUAAAAUAGCACAAAUUGUUACCUUCAUCCAUGAAGACAAUGAUUUUAAAAUCGAGUGUUUGACUUGUUCAGAUUUUAUUCUCGACAUUGUUGUAGGAGAUAAUGGAAUUUUCGUCUUUGGUAUUACAAGGUCAUCAAUUGUCUUUGGAAGAGUAGAUGAGGGAUGCCUUAAAUCAAUUGCUGAUGUUGAUGAAUAUGUUACGAAUUGUUUGGGUUUAGUUAAAGAGACCUUAUUGCCAUUGGAAAAGAAAAUUGGAUUUAAUAACGUUGAAGAUUAUAAGCAGCGUAAAACAGAGCGUAUUAGAAGGAAAAAGAGGAAAUUAUCUAUAGAUAGUGGAUAG
Molecule: messenger RNA, 1134 nt
Organism: Cercopithifilaria johnstoni
Lineage: Eukaryota; Metazoa; Nematoda; Chromadorea; Rhabditida; Onchocercidae
Source: the annotation of a GenBank genome assembly